CUAAAUGCUUUUCCUUCAACUCAUUUUUCUUACCGUCUUUUUCUUGUUCUUGACCAUCUAAAGUUUUUCGACCAUCGGAUGAUUUCUUCUCACCAGCAUCCCCCCUCAAGUUGGAGGGGGAGGUACGAACACCCAACUUGCCCAACAUAGAUAUGUGAGAAGAACCAGAUAGGGGUUUAGUAAAGAGAUCUGCCAACUGAAGAGAAGAAGGAACAAACAAAAAGGAAAUGAGACCUGCUAAGAACUGUUGCUUAACAAAGUGACAAUCAAGAUCCACAUGCUUGAUCCGUUCAUGGAAGACCGGAUUUUUAGCUAUGUGGAAGAGAAAGAGGAACUGAAAGGUCAUCCACGAGUCUAACUAACCAGGUACUGAUUUACAGGACAACGCAUCUGCCUAGUAGGACUUCGCACUUAUCAGCUUGUUGGUGAGCCUCAUCUCUUCCGGGACUUAGACAUUUAUUAUUUAUUAUUUUCAUAAUAAGAUAUGCAUUUAAAGGUAUGCUGGGAGCCUUGUCCUAGCGAGUAUGUUUUCAUGUUCAGUCUUAUGUAGAGGUUUCAUAGACUAGACUAGUCAGACAUGUCAUGUCAGAUGUUCAGAAUCGGAUAGCCAUUUUGGCUCAUUUACGAUAUUUCCGCAUUCAUGUUUUAAAUUAGUAUUUUAUUAAUGUUAUGAUUCUCAUGUUUUAUAAAAGCUCAUCACAUUCAUGUUAUACUUCUGCUCGUGUAUGCCUAAUGAUGAUUUAGCAAGUCAUGUGGUUUGCUUGGUCACAUGCAAUAUGGCACAGAGUGCCGUGUUUCGCCCGGACCAUGGUUCGGGGCAUGACACUUCUGCAACAGCUUGAAUCUCUUACAUCACUUGCACUCUUAAAUCUCUCUUACAAUCAUCUUGUUGGGUGCAUCCCCAAAGGAAAACAAUUUGAUACGUUUGAGAAUUGUUCAUACCAAGGGAAUGAUGGUUUACAUGGAUUUCCACUCUCAAAAGAUUGUGACGGUGAUGAUGGGGUACCACAAGUGACAACUCCAGUUGAGCUAGAUCAAGGAGAAGAAGGAGAUUCAGCAAUGAUCAGCUGGCAAGCGUUUCUCAUAGGUUACUGUUGUGGUCUAAUUGUUGUCCUCUCCGUAAUAUACAUAAUGCUGGCAACCCAAAAUCCAGCAUGGUUUUCGAGGAUGUUUGACGAAUGGGAACACAGAAUUGUUACGAGAAUUGCAAAAGCACAAGAAAAGAAAAUAGUGUGUAACCUCAAGGAUUCAUGUAUAUUGAGUUGCUGGGAUGCAAUAAAAGCUUUACUUUCCGAGCUUAUGAUGUUUCUAAAGUGUUAAUUACCCUAUGAAUAAAAGCCUGAAGUUUCGUUUAUCUAUAACUUGUUACAUAUUCAACCUA
Messenger RNA from Lycium barbarum (goji berry), 1381 nucleotides. Its product is annotated as receptor-like protein 9DC1. Lineage: Eukaryota; Viridiplantae; Streptophyta; Magnoliopsida; Solanales; Solanaceae. The transcript has 3 exons. The coding region runs from base 751 to 1320 and encodes 189 amino acids. The record is from RefSeq and is a predicted model, not a curated record.